AUGGCCGAGCCCAUGAACAUUGACGAUGAUGUGACUUGCGCGACGCUUUCAGAAGACCAUUGCAGCGUGGCAUUUGGCACUGCCUCCGGCAUGGUCCACAUCGUGGCCGUGAACAAGGACUGGCUACACAUGAACAUGGUGCGAAGGGAGAAGCUCUUUACCGCCCACCAGGAGCCGGUCCUGGCCUGCGCUGGAGACCGCCAGCUUCUCACCUCCUCGGCGCCGCGGCAUGCGGCUGUGGUGCACACGCACCGGGGCUGCUACUUUGCCAGCGCCUCCAACGAUAACGUGGCGCGCGUGUGGAGAGUGGAUCCCGCAGAGCACUUUGUGAGUUUCUUCGGUCACUUGGCACGAUUGGAGGUGUGCCUUUUCCAUCCGAAUGGAAAGUACCUGGCCACUGGAUCGGCAGACGCCACCGCCAGAAUCUGGGACUGCGAGAAACGCACUCAAAUGCGACUCUUCUGCGGCCACAAGGCCCCCAUCACUGCCAUGGCCCUGACCCAGCCCAACGCAAAGAUUGCCUCGAUCGAUUUCUCCUACUGCAACAAUCUGCUGGUUGUUUGGAGCCAGGACUGCCAUCUGAGCCCUUGGGAGUUUCAGCUGCUCGUCAAGUGCCCCGAGAAGAAGGUUUCGUCCACCCAAGGCACCAAAGCAAGUGAGCUGGCGCUAAUCAGCACGAUUCAGGCCUGUAAAAAUGGAAUUUUCCUUCAAAGUGGGUUCGUCGGCCGCGAUGCCCUGAUUGUCAUCUGGACGAUGAGUUCUCGGAAGAUGCAGAAAUAG
This is a messenger RNA of Drosophila miranda, 780 nucleotides long. Its product is annotated as transcription initiation factor TFIID subunit 5-like. The record is from RefSeq and is a predicted model, not a curated record. The coding region runs from base 1 to 780 and encodes 259 amino acids. The transcript has 4 exons. Gene Ontology annotation, molecular function: RNA polymerase II general transcription initiation factor activity; protein binding. NCBI's taxonomy places the organism in Eukaryota, Metazoa, Arthropoda, Insecta, Diptera, Drosophilidae.